Molecule: messenger RNA, 12742 nt
Organism: Cinara cedri
Lineage: Eukaryota; Metazoa; Arthropoda; Insecta; Hemiptera; Aphididae
Source: the annotation of a GenBank genome assembly
AUGGAUCCGCCAAUUAAAAUUAAAACUGAAAACACUUUUUUGUCACGGGAUCGGGAUAAUAAAAACAAAUUGUUUGAAAAUAUUGUUUAUUUUGCAAGUGGUUCUAUUAGCCACGAAGUAAGUAUCUACUUAUAGUUACAUUUGUGAAUUGAGCCAUUAAUUUUCGUAUUUUGAUCGUCUUAGGUGUUAUCAGCGCUCAAAACGAACAAAGCCGAAUCAACAUGUUUGUUAUCCGAUUCGGUUACACAUUGCAUUGUUGGGGAAAAUUACAUUGAGGAUGAUGUUACUACUGCUAGAGAUUUAUAUGAUGUAAUAACUGUAACUCCAGAAUGGAUUCGGAUGUGCGUUUUAUGCAACAAACUACUUCCGUAUCCUUUUAAUAUAUUUUUUUGUAAUUGUUAAUAUGCCAAAUACCUAAAUAUUUAUUUGUAUGUAUAAAAUUAUAUUUUUGUAAUUUGUUAAUUUAAUACUUUAAAAAAAAAAAUUUGAAAUCAUAUGAUAGAUGACGUAUACAUUUGUUAGUUUCCUUAAUAUUAAUAUUUUAGAACCAAACCGUUUAAUCCGUUUGAAGAAAAUCUAUUUCAUGGAAUUGUUGUAUGUGCAUCUCAACUUACUGUAAAUGACUGUAAAACCCUAUGGGCCAUAGUGACGUAUAAUGGCGGUAUUUUUAGGCUUACAUUAGACCUUAACGAAACUACUCAUUUGGUGAUUACUAAACCUUACGGGGUGAGUAAUAUUUAUUUAUAAUCUUAAUAUUGUAGUACAUCUUGGAGAUAAUGACCAGAACUUAUAGUUUUAAGUAACACUGUAUUAUGUCACAGUGGCAGUUUUUGAAAUUUUUUCUGGGGGAAUUGCCCCCCCCCCAUAAAACCGCAACUUAUUAUGUAUUAUUAUUUAAUGUUUGAUAAUACAAAUUAAUUGACUUCACUUUUUUUAUUUAGAAAAAAUAUGAAUCUGUAAUAUCAAGUGGUAUAGAUGAAAUUAAAAUUGUUACUCCCGAUUGGAUUAUUGAUUGUUUAAAAAAUAAAGAACUGUGUCCUGAGAUUAAUUAUCACCCUAGACUUCUUGUUAUGCCAAAGCUAGUACAUACCAAUCCAUCUUUCAGUAUGUUUUUUUUUAAAAUCAUUUUUAUUGAUGUGUUAUCUAAAAAAAAAAAUUAUAAUAUUUUUCUACUUUGUAUGUUAAGAAUUACAAACUAGUGGCCUGUCAACAAUUACUGGAUUUGUUGAUUUUGAUGCGCCUAUAGAACAGCCUGGCACUGUUGUUUCAAAAAAUCAAGGUUUAGAACAGUUAAAACAGCGUUUACCAUGGAAUCAACCUUCUACACCACAGACAUCUCAAACUAUUCAAGUAACUAAAGUAUUUUAAUUAAUUAAUUUUUUUUUUAUUGAUUAUAAGUACUCAAAUAAAAUUAUAUUUAUAUAAAUAUUGUUUUGAAGGCUCAAGUAUCACAAGGAAUAGUUCAAUCAAAUAAUUCUCAACCAAAAGCAAUGAUGUCAUUAAUAUCUACUCCACAACUUCAACGACUAUCACAACAGCAAGUUCAACAGUUGCAGCUGCAACAGCAAACCCAUGCUAGUAAUCAACUUUUAUCCCAACAACAAAUUCAUAUGUCCCAGAAUCAAUUCCAACAACAAAUUCGCACUCAACAAAUGCAACAAUCAAAACAAAUUCAGUUACAACAUGGACAACAGUUGCAAUUUCAAUCAAAUCAACAACAAAUGCAACAAAAUCAUAUGCAAUUACAACAGGCUCAACCACAAACUCAUUUACAAAUGAUGCAGAAAGGUCAACAACUUACUCAAAACCAACAGCACAUACAAAUGCAACAGAAGGUGCAGCAAAUUCAAUCUGGACAACAACACCAAAAUCAACAGCAGCAAGUUACUUUACAACAACAACAACAAAAUGUUCAACUCCAACAAAGUCAACAGCAACAACAAAAUGUUCAACUUCAACCUGGCCAACAGCCUAACCAAAUACCACAGUUACAGCAACAAACAGUACAAAUACAACAGGGUCAAUUACCUCAGUUACAACAGACUGUUCAAAUUCAGCAGGGUCAGCAACAAGUUCAAAUGUCUCAACUACAACAGCAAACAGUUCAACUCCAACAAGGUCAACAACAACAGGGUCAACUAUCCCAAUUACAGAAACAAACUGUUCAAUUACAACAAAACCAACAACAUUCUAACCAGUUGCAACAGGGACAGCAAAUUCAGCCACAACAGCUACAAUUUCAAACAGGCAAUAAUACUCAACAAGUUCAAUUCUCACAACAACAAGUCACUCCAAAUGCUCAAGUUCACAUACAACAACAGCAGCAACCUCAAGUUCAAAAUGUUCAGUCUACACAACCAUCUCAAAUAUGUAUAGUAUCAAAUGGUCAACAGGUUCAACAAGCUCAAGGUAAUUCAUCAAAUCAACAACUUCUAAUUCAACAACAACAACAGAGAUUAUUGUUCCAACAACGCAUUGUACAACAAGGUGGCGGAACUGUUUCUACUCAAUGGCGAAUGGCUCAACCAUCAUCUAAUAUGGUAAAAUUGUGUAAAUGUUAUGUACAAUUAUAUCUGCUUUAAAUAAAUUUAUUGUUAUUUAUGCGUGUGUGUAAAUAUUUUGUAGCCACGUGUCCAAAAUAACCAGCAACAGUCUCAACAAAUUCCACAACAACAAACCCUAGUUAUUGGACAACAACAAACAGUAAAUAUGAAUUCUGCAAAUAAUACACAACCAACCACUCAGACACAAUGGAAUCAACCUCAAACAUUAACUAUUCAAAGAACUAUUCAACAACCAUUGGAUCAAAGACAAGUAAUAUGGUCACAGCAGUCUCCGGUAAUAAUUUAAUUAUAUUCAAAAUAUUAUUUAUAUAUUUACCGACUAUUUUUAAAUAUUAGCAUGGGCCACAACAAAUGAUACAUAUGGAUGCGAAAACCCACCAACAAAUACAAGCCAUGAAUCCCGCUGAACGGUUGGCAUUUAUCAAUAAAUUAACAAAACAAAGAAACAUUGUUUUGCAACAGUUUAAUGUAUGAUGAUUGACAAUCUAAAUUAUGUAAUUUUUGAACAUUAAAUAAAUAUUAAAUGACAUAGGCUCGUCAACAACAAGCUGCUGGUGUAGCUGGAGGUACAAAUAUUAUCAGACCAUCAACACCGAGUGGUCCAACUACUGUAAUACGUACCCUUAAUCAUCAACUAAUAUCCUCUUCUGGGAUGACCCAAGCACAACAAGCACAAUGGAGUCAAAUACGUCAACAACAAGUAAUUUAUUCAUAUGAAUAUAUAAAAUGAUUCUUCAAUGUAUUUAACGAUUAUCAAUAUUAUUAAUAUUUCAAUAUAUAUAUUUUAUAAUUUAUAAUAUAUAUAUAUUAUAAAUAAUGUUCAUCUACUCAAAAUCUUAGAUACCGAAUUUAUGUAGCCCAUUAUAUUAUUUAUAUCACAAGAUCUUGUUAUUUUUGUUAGUUCAAGAUCAGUUAGAUCUUGAACUUAACUAAAAAUUGAUUAUUGCGGGUUUGGGAUUAAAAUUAAAAUGAUAAUUUUAUCACCAAUAUUUAUAUUGAUUAUCAUAAAAAACAAAAAUAGUUUCUUAAUUUUUUUAAUAUUUUAAAACAUAAGUGUAAGAACCAAACAAUAUUGAUAGGUAGUUAUUUUAAAAAACAUUAUGCUUAACUAAUGAUUAUUAUAAAUUAUAAUUUAAGUUGUUAGCUCAACAACAACAACAAAUGGCUGGCGGAACAGUCACUACAGGAUUGCCAACUAACGUUAAGACCGUAAGCAACCCACUGGUGAAUAAUCAACAAGUUGUUCAACCACAGACAACUGUUUGGCAACAGUCAUCUGUUACUGAACAAGGUUAGAUAUUUUUUGAUAUUCAAAUUUCUGUUUAUGUUAAAUUGGUUUUAUUUUAAAAAAAUUACCAUUGGUUAUUUCUGUAAAUAGUAUGAGGAAUCUAUAUCCUUAUGAAAAUAUAGGUUAAAAAUUAAUAUAGUUUAAAUCAUGUUAUGCUUUAAGCUUAAAACAAUUUUAUGUUUCAUUUGUUAAAAAUAAAAAAAUAUGAGAAUUUAAAAAGUAAAAAAUUGUAUUUCCAUAAAAUAGUACUAAAUUUGAGAUAGGAUAUUUUAAAAUUGAUAUUAAAAUGUACAUUUGUUUUUUCUUUUUGAAAUUCUAUAGUAGAAAAUAGGAGUUACAGUAUUUGCUUGUUAUAAGUCUACCAUACAGGCAUGUGUAAAAUUUAAACUAGUAACUGAAAUUUUUAUGAAAUAGGUAACACAGUUUUGUGUAUUUUCUAGACCUUUCUGAUACAAUUACUAUUACUAUAUACUAUUCAUGUUAGAAAAUAUCCUAUUUUUGAUAAAUGACUGUUAAUUCUUGAUUGUGCUAAUUGCAUUAAAUUUUUCUUUUUUCUUUUCUGUUGAAAUUAACUUAAAUGAACCUAGUUUAUGGUAGUGACUUAAAGACACUGUAAGUUAGGUAUCUUAUAAAAAUAAUCCUAUAUUUAUCCAUAAAUCGGAUUAAUUAACCUGGAUUAGUUCUGUAGAUUAGCUAUUAAUUUAAUUACAGUUCAAUAAAGUAUUACUUCUAAAAAAAAAAAAAAAAUUAUAGUGCAUCAACAAACUACAGGAUCCAUGUCUCCUGUUCAAUUGGCACAAUUACAUCAAAGACAACAGCAAUUACAACAAUUAAGACUUCAACAAUUACAAAUGGACACCACACAAAAACAACAGCCAAUACAACAACAGGUAAGGUUUUAUUAAAUGACAGACUUCUAAUAUUUUAAUAAAAAAAUGUUUUUUAUUUAUUAGGUGGUUCCUAAUCAACCUAUUACUGGUAAAGUAAUGCAAUCAUCAAAUGUUGUACAGUCUCCUCAAGUAGCACCGGCCCAAACUUCUAUUGUUCAGCCACAACAAACAUCAACACUAGCUACAAAUGAGCCUACUGAAACACAGGUCCCAAAUCAAGAACCAUUCACAGUAUGUAUACCUAUAAUUGAUAAUUGUAUUUAUUUUGGUAAUAUGUGUACGUUUUAUUGGGGAUUGCUUUUUGGUGAUGGACAUUGUUUUGGUGUUCUUUGUCAAAUAAUUUUGGUUUCAGGUUUUCUAUAUUUAUUAGUACUACACAAUUCUAAAAAAUUGUAUAUUAUGUUUAUAAAUUGGUUUUAAUUCGUCUGAUAAUUGAAAUUGAACUAGAACGUAUAUUGGUUACUUCUUAAAUAAAAAGAAUAUUAUGCUAAUUAUUUGACUAAUAUUUUUAUAAUUUAAAACUUAAUUUCAAUUUUUUUAUUGAAUGUAGAUAAUUUUUAUGUAAAAAUUAAAGUCUCAAGUAAAUUUUACUGCCUCAUAUAUUCCACUUACAAUUAUGUUUUUUUAAAAAUUAACAUUUAUGGUGUUCUUGUUUAAAAGUAAUGACUAAAGAUUUAGUGUUUGCCAUCAUUUUUUCUUGAGUUAAUGGGGAAUAAAUAAAAAAAAGCUUAAUUUUGUUUAAUGUUGUAUUAUAAUUUUACAACUUAUCAUAGACCUUCAAUUGUAUAAAUAUUUGCUUUUAUCUAUGAAUAAAUAAAUCAUUUCUUCCAAUAUACAGAACUGUAACUAAUAAUCUUGUCUAUUUAAAACCAAGUAUGCUUUUCAUUUAUGCCCUAUAUAAAUAAAUAAUAAUAAUAAAAAAUGUACAAUAAAGCUAAUAUGGAUUAAAAAUAUACAUUUGUUACUUAUUAUGAAAAAAAAAAAAAAAGUUUUUAAAAUAUAAUAUACCUAAUGCAGACAAUAUUUAGUAGUUAUGUACAAUUAUUUGUAUAGCUGUAAGAUCUACACAUGUAUGCCAUUUAUUCUAAAGUAAAGUAAUCACAUCGAAAAACAUGAUAGAUUGUAAAUAGAUUUUUCAUGCAUUACUAUUUCUCUAUAUUUUUCAGUUAAUACUUAAAAAAAAAAAUCAAUAUAUAAAUAAUCAUAUGUUAAUUGUAAUGAACUUUUUUAUGUUCAAUGAUCAUUUUAUACAGCAAUUUAUUUAUCUUGUGGGGUUUAUAUAUUUUGUUAUAAAUAAAUGUUAUACUAAAAUGUGUAAACACAAAAGUAUUAUAUUGAUAAUUAAAUAUAUUAUUUUUAAUGUGUAAUAUAGUUACUAUUUUUAAUUUUUUUUUUCAACAUUCAAAUUCAAAAUAAUUAUUCAUAAACUUUGGUAAAAUUGUUAUUUAUUUAAUUAAUAAUUAUUAUAACUUAAGUAUUUUUAUUUUUCUCAGUAAAUACUAUUUUAUGAACAGUUCACUGUUAAGUCAUUAUAUUUUGUAAUUUUUCUGUAAGUUAUCUGCAUUUUCAUUUUGAUAACAACAAUUGUUUUUAUAUGCAGUAUUAUUAUAACUCAACGUUGUAUUUAAUGCAUAGAUAUCCAAUUUAUUUUUGUAAAAAAAAUCGAAUAUUGUUGCUAUUGACUGCAUCCAACAUCAUAUUUUUCUAGCAAACAUCUCAAUCAAAUCAACAAGCGUUGGUCGUAAAUCCUAAGACCAAAACCGCGCUUGCUAAUAUGUUAAGUAUACGUUUACAAAAUGGCAUAUCAUCAUCCACUUCUACUCAGCAACAGGUAAAAAGUAAACACAUGAUGGACCAACGCUGUUUUGAAUUUUGUCUUCAUAGACAUAUCACUAAGAGCAUAACUCCAUUGAGCUAAUCUAUAGUUCUAAUGCAUGGUUAUUUUUAAUCUAAAUAGUUUAUAUUGUUUAAGACAUUUUAAGCUUAAAAAUGAAGUCAUAACACUUCUAUAUUUAAGUAUUUUAAAAUUAUAUGUCCUAUUCUGUAUGUUAACAUUAGUGGCUUUGAUUUAUAACUUGAAAACUGAAUCUAAUAUAAUAAUUGUAUUAUUUUAUAAUUUAUACUAAUUAAUUUACUUAUACAAAUCUAUUGCUUAUAAAUAUAAUAUAAUCUUAUAUAAUUGAUUGAUUAAAUAUUUUGCAGAUACCUAAUUAAUUUUACUUAAAUUUUACUAACAUGUAGUCAAAAUCUUAAUUAUAUUUAUAUUAUAUUAUAAAAUGUGAACACUUCUUUAACUGGAUGGUUUUUCUUAGAAUAUUAUUAUUAAUAAAUAAUUUUAGUAUACAUAAACAUUUAUAAUUAAUAAUGUGAUAUUAAGUAAUAGUUUUUAAAAAAAAUAUACAUAUAUAUUAUCAAAUAUUUAAUCUAUGUUUUUUUUUAUUAUUAUUACAGCAUGACUCAAUCACCUUAACUAAAACAAUAAUACCUUUAUUUAAUAAGAUAACACACUAAUGUUUUUUUAUGUAUUUAAUUUAUUAUGUAACUGUAUAUUAUAUUUUAAACUACUUUUUCUAAAAUAUAUAAAAUAUUGUUUAUAGCAAAUGUCUGGGCAAGAAAUUAGUGCAGCGGGACAAUUAAGAUUGAUGACUGCCCAACAUCAUGCUGCCCAGCAUCAAAAUCAACAACAAACUGGCACCCAAGGCACAUAUCAAGUAUGAAGAAUAAUCAAAUUUGGAUGAUAAAUAGGAAAUAAUUAAACUUAGAUUUUAUAAUAACUUUUGAUUCUGUAUAAACAGUCUCGGACAGUUUUAAAUAAUGUUACCAACAACGGUGCAUCAAACCGUGCAGCCCAAGUAGUAAGUCGUGCAGCUGCUCAAACACCAGUACCUAAUAAAUCAUUACCUACCAACUAUAAUCAAUCGGCUGCUGUGAGAGUAGCAGCAGUCUUGGCGAAAAGUGCUGCUGGACAAGCUGUUGGUCAUCAACUUCCACAUCAGGCUAGAUUUUUUGGACACAAUCCAAAUCUGAAAUGUACCUAAAAUACAGACUUUUUUUUAAAAAAAUUAUUUUUAAACAAUUGAAAUAAUUCAAAUAUUUGUGUAGUGCCUCCUGAUAAGUGUUUGCUUGGUUGUAUAUUCUUAAUUGUUGAAUAUGAUCGAUGUUCUGAUACCAGCAACGAAGUAUCAACUUGGAAACACAUCAUCCUGGAGCAUGGAGGAGAAAUUGAACCAUCUUAUACAUUACGUCUUACACAUAUACUUUGUCAAACACAAAAACAUCCUCUUGUACAACAGGUAAUUUUAAAAUUAAGCGUAUUCUUUUUUAUAUUAACUAUUUAAAUUUUGUUUUUAGGGUUUACGAGAUGGCAAAAGAUGUAUAACUGCCUACUGGCUUAGUGAUAUAAUAACAAAACAACAACUCAUGCCUCCUUGGUAUGCACUUCAUUUUCCUACUCCAUAUAGUGAAGAAAGACCUUGCCGUCAUAUGUUAAUUUCGUUAACAAAUUUUGAAGGCGAAGAACGUAAUCGCGUUAAAUUUAUGAUUGAAUUAACAGGUGCCCGUGUUACAUCUUAUUUGUCUGCUGAUAACAAUAUUUUAGUUAGUAGAAAGUAAGUAAAUGAUCAGUUAGUUGACAAAUACUAAUGUUAACUUAUAUCAUUACAGAAGUGUUAAUAUAAUAAACAACAUAAAUAAACUAUUUAUGGUUUUAGAUUAGAAGGGAAAAAAGUAAAAAAGGCUCGAGAUACUAAUCGGCCAGUAGUUAAUGUUCAAUGGUUAAAUGAAAUUCUUUUUGGGCAUUUGUCAUGUAUGUAUCAACCCGAAAAUGCAAAGUAUCAACAGUUUAACCUUACCAAUCCAUUCAGAGUUGAUUAUAACCUAGUACUUCAUUUAAUGGGUAAGAAUUAUUAUAUUAUGAUUUAGUGUAUUAUGAUUAGAUUUAAUCAAUUACUUAAUAAGAUAAUUUUGUGUUUUUAUUUCAACAAAUAUCAAUAUAAAAGUUGUUUAAUUGUAAUAAUUUAAGUUAUUUAUAAUCUUAAUUAAUGUUUAGUCUAGAUAUAAAUUAAUUUUUCACAACACUAAAAACAAGUUUGCUUAGAUUUAAAGUAUGUCAUUAUCUAAGAAAUAUAAUGUAGGUCUUUCACUUAUACGCUAAUUAUUCAAUGGGAUAUAGGCGUUUAAAAAUAUACUUGUGACGUCAUAGAACCAAUGUUGAAACAGCAGCAUAUGUUUUACAUGCAAAAAUUGUCUAGAUUAACACAAUAAGUUCAAUCGUUAAAUAUAAUAUUUUUUAAAAAAAUUUUAUGUGAUCUCAAGUGUUUUUUUGUGUUUAGAACACUGGUGGGAUUAUAAUUUUGAUAUCCUUUCUAGUUUUUUAAUAGUAGGUAAAACGAUUAUAGUCAAUUUUGUUAAAUUUGGUUUGUGCUACUGCGAUGUGCUGUGUGGCAAUAUGACGCGAGUCGUAAAUUCAAUAAUUUUACUAAAUUAUAAUUUAUAAUAUAUAUGCAACAACAAGAUAUAUUAAAUUUUAAAUCACACCGUCGUCUUAAACACAUAAGUAUACUGAGGAUUAUGAAAAAAAAAAAAUCGGAAAUACUAUUUUGUGUUAUUAAAAUCAUUGUGUAAAUCAAACUACUUUUACAUGUAAAACAUAGGGGGCUGCUCAGCUUUCAGCUCUAUAACGUCACGCGGCUAUUCAUCAACUCUCAUUAUCUCGUUAAAUAAUAAUUUUUUAACUUUGGAUUUUUACCAAAACAUUCUUCAUUAUAUUGAUUAUAAUACACCAAUAAAUUUAAAAUUAAAAAAAAUAGUGUGAUGUCCUUUAAGGGGUCUCUACACAUAAUUUGUUUUCUCUGUUUGUUUCGUGUUUGUUUGGGGACAAAUACACAUUGCACUUCAACUAUUGCAAUUCUGGUUAAGUUUAGGGUUUAUUAUACAUUUUAUAAAAAAGGAUUCUCGCAAAAACCCCUCAACUUAAUGAAUUUUUUAAUAUUUUCAUUUUUAUCAUGAAAAAAUACUUGUUUAAAUUUAUCUUAAUUUGAACUAUUAAUAAUUUAAUUAAAAAUGAUAUAUAUUUAAAAAAAAAAACAUUUGACCUAAGCUUCUUUAUAAAAUCUAUAAUAUGUUCUUUUUCCCUAAAUUCAACCAGUUGCAAUCAUAGAUGUGCAAAUUGUUGCUAUUUUACAUGCGGCAAACUGAGAAAACAAAUUAUGUUAUUAUUAGACUGUAGGGAUACAUUAUUACUACUGAUAAUAUCUUAAUACAAAUUAAAUUUAAUAUUAAAUAGUAGAUUAAUUUAUAAAUUGUGCAUGAUAAACAUUAAUUUGAUGAUAGAUUGAUUAUUAUCAUUUGUAGAAUUUGAUAAUGGUGAAGAGUAGUCCACUCCUCGUAAUAAUGGACUUAAUUGUCAUAUAUAAAUAUUAAAUUUAUCUGCAUGAUGAUAAUUAAAAACAAUUUAAAUAAAAAGAUAAUUAAUAUUGUGUGUUUCAUAGGAGCUUGGAAAAUUCCAAUCAAUGUUACCCAAGAAUCAUAUGACAGAGUGCGUAAUAAUCCUGUUGCUGUUAAAAGAAAACGGCCGAGGCCUUGUACCAAUCUCCCAGAUUUUAUUGAUCAAGAAAAUAACGAUUUAAGCACAGCUGAUAUUAUCAUUACAAAUAUUAAUCCACCACCGAUAGAAUAUAGGCCGUGUGUCAUGCUCUCUGGAUUUGGCUUAGGAAAAGAAGAACAACGAGUAUAUGCUACAUAAAAUUGUUUUGUUAUUAAUAACAAAUAAAUAAAAUUGAGUAUUUUACUUUUAGAUGGUUUUACAACUUGGUGGUACAAUAGCUAAAAAUUAUUCAGACGCUACACAUUUAGUAAUGAAAGAAUCUGCUAGAACUACAAAAUUUCUGUGUUGUUUAUCAACUGUGAAAUAUAUCGUGACUGCAAACUGGCUUAAAGAUUCUUCUUCUCAACAUAUGUUUUUAGGUAUAUAAUAAUAUUUUUAUUUAUUUCCACAAAUAAUUAUUGUACAUUUAUUAUUUAUUUUAUUUUGAUUUUAUAUCAAACUCAGGUGAAGCAAUUUACACAAUUGAAGAAGUUUCUGUAGAUCAAAAAGUUAUUUGUAAAGUGCAUAAAAUACUAUCUAAUCCGAAUCGUCAUGAAUUGUUCAAAGGAAAGAUAUUUUAUGUGACCCCUGGAGUUAGUCGUCCAUCAGUGCAUGUCAUACGAGAAAUAAUAGAAUCUGCCGGUGGUAAUGUUGAAAAACAAAGACGAUCAUUAAGAGCUAUACAAGAAUUUGAACCUAAUACGUACAUUGUAAUCACAUGUAAUAACGAUCUUCACUUAGUUGUAGAUCUCAUUCGAUCAUCUUAUGGUGAGUGGAUUUUAAACAUUUUUAUAAUCAAUAAACUGAUGUGUUUUAAAUCUAAACUGGAAAAGAAAUUAUGAAAAUUAUUUUAAAAUUUAUAUUAUACUAUAAUCUGGAGCUUAAUCAAGGGGGGGGGGUGUUUAAAAAUUGCAAUACAUCACAAAAUAUUGCGAGGGAUUUCUUCAUCCCCCCUCCCAAAAAAAAAAUCAACAGUUAUAACAUUUUUUUAUACUUCCUCUCCUUGCUAAUUAAAAAAAAAAAUAGUUUAUAUCUAUACAUAUUAUAAAAAAAAAAACAUUUUUUAUACAAGUUUCUCCUGAAGUUUCUCCUCCAAUAUACCUAUUGCAAUAUAUUAUGAGGUAAUAAAGGUAACCAAAUUCUUUUUUUUUUUUUUUUUUUUUUAUGUACUACUAGGAGUGAAGACUAAAAAUAUUUAUAUUUGAAUUAAAUCGAAAACAUUUAAAUGUUUUUUAAAAUAACUUUUAAUUUUAAUAAUUUUUUAAAGUUCAGAGAAUAGUACCUAAAAUUAUAUAGCAGGCUGUAAUUAAAUUCACUAAUUGUUUAUUAUUGUUUAUAUUGUUAUGGCUAAUUGGCUGUAUACUAAUACAUCAACAUUUUCAGAAGAUUAAACUCCGUACAAUUUUUCAAAAAUUUAAGUUUUUUUUAUCAAAAUAUACAAAAUUAAUUGAAAUAUAAAUACUUGCAGUUCUUUAGAAUCUGAUUAUUCUACGUGGAACAUUCUGUAUACAUAUAAAUAUUCAUAUCAAAUAAUUGUACAUAAAACUUACAAAAAAAUAUUUAUAAAAACUUUAAAGCAAUAUUAUUCUUUUUUCCUCUACAAACCAAUCUAUGACUGCUGCUCAGAUAUCCACAUCGAUAUUUCUAUGUAUUAUAGAUAAAACUUGUCCCAUAUUAUCAUCACUACUUUUUGAUAACGUUGAUAAAAAUACCCAGGAAAUAACAAAUGUCACAGGUAUAAAUACUACAUUAUUGUGUUACCAAAUAUGCUGUGAUUAAAAGAAUCAUAGCUAAAAACUUCCAAAGAAAAUGAGAUCCACCCAUCACUCUACUCCCUCAAAUAUGCCAUUUUCUUAUAAGUCUGUAUUAAGUCUAGUUUUUCACUGUUCAAUUUUUUUUACCGAAAAGAAUAAAAAAUGGCUAGUUUAGUAAUAUGUUAAUGUUGAAUUUUAUAACUACAUUUAGGAUUUUCCAAAAAAUUACAUUUAUUUUCUUAAUUAUUCCAUACAUUAAAUUGGUAAAAUUAUUAUUUUUAGUGGCCCUAACAUACUAGUACAAGCUUAAUGCUAAGAUUAUUAUUGAAGUAAAUCUAUCUAUAUAAAAAAAUCAAUACAUUUAUAUUUUUCCUAUUCAAGUAUUAAAAAAAAUAUUCUCUUGAAUUACCACCCAGAUAAAAUUUCAUGUCAGAAAAAGUGUUACAUUUGAACAUCUGUGCACGAUUUAUGGUAGUAAAGUGUUCACAGGAAAAAAAUAGACAUUGUAAAACUAAUACAUUCCACACUCCACUCAGGAUUUAACCUAAAUAUUAAUUCAUUUUGUUUCAGGUAUCUACUCUUCUGAAUUUGUCUUAACAGCAGUGAUGACACAAUAUGUUAAUUAUGACAUGGCAUAUAAAAAAACCAAACAAAAUAAUUAA